UGAUGUGGGCUUUGGGCUACUGCAUGAAUAAUAUAUGCAUGUAUAUGUCAUAUAUAUAAAGAGAAAAGGAGGAGGAGAAGAAAGAAGUCAAAAGAGAGAAAAAGAACAGAAAGCUCAGAAACAAAAACAGGAGGAAAUUAUGGCACUGGACGCUCUGUCCUCUAAUGAGCUGCUCAACUUCAUCAUCUAUGACACCAUCUCGGCUACUCCUUACAGCAGCCUUGAAUCCUCCGACGCUACCACCACUAUUAUCCCCGAUGCUCCUCCUCCUUCUAUUCUCAUUGAAACCAACCAGCCCGGACUCGACCCGCUAGGCAGUGGCGGAGCUGCAGGUGCCUGCACUAGCCCCUCCAAUAUGAGUAUGCAUUGCUUGGCCGGUGACCCGAAGCCGAAUGGCAGGAAAGCCGGCCUGGGGGCGCAGGGCCGGAAGAAGCGGCGGAGGAGGACGAGGGUGUGCAAGAACAAGGAGGAGGCGGAGACCCAGAGGAUGACCCACAUUGCCGUCGAGAGGAACCGCCGCAAGCAGAUGAACGAGCACCUAGCCGUCCUCAAGUCUCUCAUGCCGGAGUCCUAUGUCCAGAGGGGGGAUCAGGCAUCGAUUGUUGGGGGAGCAAUUGAGUUUGUGAAGGAACUGGAGCACCUCCUCCAAUCCCUAGAGGCUCAGAAGCUCCAACAGAAGUUAAUGGAAGACGAGACUCAAAGUCAAACAUCACCAGCAGCAGCAGAAGACACCAAGAUCCUCAGACCACCAUUCUCACAGUUCUUUGCCUACCCGCAAUACACUUGGUCUCAGCUUCCCAACAACCACCACAGCUGCAAGUACAGCGCCACUUCUUGUUCGUCAUCGUCGUCGAGAAGUGGCAGCAUGGACGGGAAUGGGAAUGGGAAUGGACAUGGGCAUGGCAGUGGAAUUGGAGGCGGCAUGACGGCGGCAGUAGCAGACAUCGAGGUAACGCUGAUAGAGACGCAUGCGAACCUAAGGAUCCUGUCGAGGAGUCGUCCGAGGCAACUGUCGAGGCUGGUGGCCGGGUUCCACGCCCUCCACCUCUCCAUCCUCCACCUCAAUGUCACCACCUUGCACCCCCUCGUCCUCUACUCCAUCAGUGCCAAGGAGGAGGAAGGGUGCCAACUCACUACUGUAGACGACAUAGCAGGAGCAGUUCAUCACAUGCUCAGAAUAAUUGAAGAAGGAGGAGAUGCCGUCUGUUAAAAUUCACCAAAAUGCCACCCACCUCUCAGCAAUCCCCUCUUUCUAUCUUUCUAUCUUUCUUUCUUUCUUUCUUUCUUUCUUUCUUUCUUUUUUCUUUUUCUUUUUUCCUUUUUUUGGAUAAUUUCCUUUCUCUUUUUCCUUAGGGCAGAGUUAUCAUCUUCUUUUUUUCUUUUUUUCCCUAGGUGGAUGUAACAUUUGUAACUAGGUCUAUGAUGAGUUCAGCUGUAUCUUUUUUCUCCAUAAUAUAUAAAUAUAUAUAUGUACAUAAUUUGGUCCCCCUC
Punica granatum (pomegranate) is the source of this 1491-nucleotide messenger RNA. The record is from RefSeq and is a predicted model, not a curated record. Lineage: Eukaryota; Viridiplantae; Streptophyta; Magnoliopsida; Myrtales; Lythraceae.